Messenger RNA from Symbiodinium sp. CCMP2456, 2430 nucleotides. Lineage: Eukaryota; Dinophyceae; Suessiales; Symbiodiniaceae. The record is from the annotation of a GenBank genome assembly.
AUGAAACAGUCGAAGCUUAUCCUGAAUGCAGCGGCCAUCAGGGGCCUAUUGCAUCCAAGCAGAAACGAACAUGGAAAGCGUGGCAGUGCGUCGACUUGGGUUGUCCGAUUUUUCAACACACUCUUCGAUACCGUGCUUCAAGAUUUCAUUCAUGUCGCGAAGCUGCAAGUCUCGGCUGCCGGAGAGCGAGAAUCACGGGAAGCCCUGAUGAAAGAGAUGAUGGACCUUGAUCUACACACUUUUCAAAGACAUGUUGACAAGCUACAUGGAGUUGAUAGAGCUUCCACUGUCAGACGACGCCUCACGGCCUGGCUGGAAGGAGAGAGCGAUGAAGAGGGCACAGGCGACCAGGUAGAGCAGCAGGCGCGGCAACUGAUUCGAGAGCAGAUCGACCUUGGGGUCCUGCGAGUCAACCCAAAAUACAACGACAGCUUGGCCUGGGUCGGCGAUGCAGUCUUGGAUGCCUCUCUUGGCCUGCUUGGAGUGGAGAGUGGUUUGCGGCCCAGAGAGCUCGAUCAGCUGCGUCAGAGACUGUUCUGCACAAAGCGCAUGGGUUGUGAUGUUAGUGCCCUCGGCUGGAAACGGAUACGAGAGGCCGCGGAACGUCGAGAGCAGAGAGUUGGGGAGCUCACCAUAGAGCAAAGAGCGGAGUUGACCCAGAUUUAUGAUCGGAUCCUGAGCAAUGCCACUGUUCCCCGUACGGAAGACCCCACGCGCGAACGUUCCUUCAUGUCCGAGAUCAGGAUGUCUGUCAAGGAGGCUCGCACAUCCGCCUCCAACAUCGCAGUUCGAACGAGCGAGUGGCAGGACUAUGGUGAUGGUGGUUGGUAUGCAAGCAAGACAGAACCGACCAAGGCCGACGCGACGAGCGGGAAGAUGGCGAAGGCUGCACCGGAUGCGAAGAUGACAAUGGCCAAGCUACUGCGCGGGCUGGCGAGCUCUGGAGACAAGGCUGCUGCCUCUGUUGGAGAUGUGCUCUUGGCCUACGCCGGUGCUCAUCCCAGGUUGUCCCUGGAUGCGGCCGCCGCUGCAGCGCUGAAAGAGUUGUUGCGGCCGUUGCGAUUGCAAAUCCGGCCGCAAUGGGCCUUGCGGCCUCACCAGGAAGAGGGCUACAGAUGGCUCAUGGCCCGAGCGAGCGCGGGGAUGGGUGCAGUCCUGGCCGAUGCCAUGGGUCUUGGAAAGACGCGUCAGGCUAUCGCCUACAUUCUCGGAGUGCGUGAAGGCUUGCGGAGCCGGGAAGGCCUCGAAGGCAAGGCUGCAGACCCUGGCUCCGUUCCAGAGCUGGCUGGGCCUGCUCGUUUCGAGCGUGCUUUAGUUCUAGCACCGUCCAUGCUGAUCCGCGGCGAGGACAGCGUUUGGCAGCGGGAGCUUCGAGAGGUGAGUGCACAGUGGCAAGAACCUCUGCGUGUGUGGCAGUGGCACGGCGAGCGCGCAUGCGACCUCCGAUACGAGGUGGAGGCAGGGGUGGUCCCGCGUCCAAUCAGCCGGGCACUGCAGAGGGCCCAAAGGGAUGCGGAGAGCAAGCUUGCGGACUACCAAGCGGCUGAAGAGACGGCUACAAAAAAGAAAGUAAACGCAGAACGGGCGGCUGCAGAGAAGAUGUCUUUGAUGGAGAACAUGACGGCAAAGGCCACUGAACAACAGGCUCAGGUGGAGAUGAGUCGGAAGGCAAUGGUCGCCGCUGAGGAGGCGGCCUCCAAGCAUGAUGAACACAACGCAGGCUUGGAGAACGCGCUGAGCAAGUUCAACGGCCUGAGUCAAGACGUCGAGGGGCUGCAGGAGAACGUGACCAUGCUGGAAGAGGCCCUCGCAUUGACCCUGGCACGAAUGCAGAAGCACCUUGACGCUGUGAAAGCAUCGACAGCGCAGGCAGCAAGUGAUGCCGAGCAGGCAGCACAGAAGGCGCAGCAGGAGUUGCGAACUUUGCAGGGCGAUUUCGACAGGGCCGUCUCGAAGGCCACGAAGUCUCAGGCAGAGUCCAAGGAAGCUGCAGAUGCCGCGCGCGGUGCCAAGAAGGAUCACGAGGACGGCCAGCAGACGGUGAAGUUGAUCAAGCAACUCCGCCGAGCCGUCGACGAGUUCUACAGUGCAGUCGACGAAGUGGUCUCCAGCGAGCAUUCCGGUUCGUUUGAAGAGGACCCUCUGUUGAAGCCUGUCCUCAAGAAAUACAACAUCAUGGCUGCCAGCUUCAUGAAAGUGCAGAGCGUCGCCCCAGACAAGUACGAGCAGUUGAAGCCCGCCAUCCCGGAGAUCGAGAGGAACUACGAGGGGGCAAUUGCAGUGCAGUGCGACCCAGAGAUGAAGCUGAUGAAUGAGGACCACGAACCCCUUCCGGAGUUUGACGCGCAGUGUGGCAGUGGCCUCUUCACCAAGGUCGGCAUGACGAAGCUGAUCAUCCCAGAGACGCCUGCCUCUCCUGCCGGAGCUUGA